ACUCUGAGCCUCCGCGGGGAGGGGCGUGACCAACUCGGGGCGCGCGGACAGGCAGGCAGGACUCCACGCGCGGCUUUUUCCCCUCGCCGAGACUGGAGCCUUGGCGUCGGUCCUGCGGGCGCUGGUGCCGUCGCCUGGCCAGCUUGCCGGCGGAACAUGUUCCCAGAAAGCUGAUUGCAGCCGGGCAGUCGCGACGGCACUGCCGCCGCCAUCCCAGUGAGCUGGAAUUGGUAACGCGCCCCAAGUUGGUCCUGCGGGAGGCCGCUCCCCAGCAAUCCAGAGAGGCGUCCGGGCCGGGCGGCGGCGAUAGCGGCCUCGCUGCCACCUUUACCCUCAUCUCGACCACCACCAGUAGCAGCAGCAGCAGCUCUGACUCCCACAGCACCAUGGACCUCUCCUUCAUGGCCGCGCAGCUUCCAGUUAUGGGAGGAGUGUUUAUGGACUCGUCCAAUGAAGAAUUUAGCACAGAAUAUUCUUUGUUUAAUUCAUCUGCCAAUGACUACACUACUGCCUCAGUGCCAAAUCAGCCAGAAGAGACAGCUCGUUCUUCAAAUGAUGCCAUUUUGUUAUGGAUUGCAAUUAUAGCCACAAUUGGAAACAUUGUAGUUGUUGGAGUUGUGUAUGCAUUUACAUUCUGAGAAGUAAAGAAGACAACUCCAGGAGACACGUACGAACAGAUGUACGUGUAUGUAUGUAACAUUAUGUGCACAUAUCUAUGUAAAAUGUAAAUCUUUAUACAUAUUGGUAGGUAGAUGUAAUUUCUUAUCUAAGGUCCCAAUUAACAGCAAGUGGCAAACAAAAUCACCAAAGUACCCUUUACAAAAAAGAUUUUUGUCUAUUAUGUGGAGAUGAAACAUAAUUUACAUCAUAGCCAAUUAAAUAUGGAUCUAACAUGAAAGGUCAAUGUAUAUAAAUGGAAAAGCAGAUUUGUUCAUCAAGGGCUCUUUUGUGAAUCUAUAGGGUAUCUAACCUUUGGAUUAAACAUUGGAUACCUUUUUUUUCCAGGGUUGUUUUUUUUGUUAUUGUUGUAAGCCCCCCACCCCCCAGUUGUUACAUUCUGCGGCAGAUGCCAGUGUAAUUCUAUUGCUCUAAAGACACAGAGCAAAUGAAAUUUCAAUUCGUGUUGAAGUCUGCUAGGGAAAAUGGUCAGGGUGUUUACUGUUAAGUAGUGCAGAGGCUCGCAAGUGAAAUGUACAUUAUUCACAAAAAUUUCACAGAUGGAUAAAUUCCUAUUGUAGGACAGAUUUAAUUUUUCAAAGCUUUCUCUCUGGGAGAAAAAAAAUUGCGAGGAGUCCUAAAAAUAUCCACAUGUCUGAAUUUGAAAACAGCCCUAGGAGUUAGAAGUCCUCAUUUGGGGAGACUGAUUGGACAGGGUGGAUUUAGAAUCUUUCCUUUUGAGAGUGUUAUAGUUUUCAUGAAUUUUAACUAUCCAAUUGGAAUAGGCUUGGAGGGCUUGAGAAAAUAAAUUUAGAGGCAGCCAAUUGCAACUCCAAAAAUUAUCUCACCUCGAGUUUAUGGUGCAAAUUAUGGUGCACCAAUCUUUCUCAAAACCAAGAACCUUAUUGGAAGUAUUCUAUAACUGUAUGCCAUAAAAUCUGUUCUCCUUUUGCCAAUUUUAUGGAGAUGUAUUUUAAAAUGGCUAUUUUUGAUCUUUUUCAGAUAUUUUUUAAUCACACAUAUUUAUGUGUAAUUUGGUUGGUUGGU
Molecule: messenger RNA, 1704 nt
Organism: Thamnophis elegans (Western terrestrial garter snake)
Lineage: Eukaryota; Metazoa; Chordata; Lepidosauria; Squamata; Natricidae
Gene: C1H14orf132
Product: chromosome 1 C14orf132 homolog
Exons: 2
Coding region: 387-638 (83 amino acids)
Source: RefSeq, a predicted model, not a curated record